AACCGCCGAUCACACAAAGAGCACAUUUAAAUCGAAAGUUCGAUCGUUGGUUCGUUACGUAUCCGCUUCGUAACGGAAAAGCGUAUCGGUUUCAAAAUGGUUAGUUUGCAACAAGGAAGCUCAAAACAGGAUUCAAAUAUGAUUCCGAUUGCACAGAAAGACAUCGCACCAAGUCGUAAGGUAUGUAGGAAUCUUUUUGGAACCGUUGUGAAUCAUGACGAUCUUAUCCGAGAAGCGACGGAGGCAAAUAACGAAAGACUGAGGAAAAAGAAAGAGGAAUAUAAUUUUGAUUUUGCAGCGGGGAAACCGCUGCCUGGCCGUUAUUGCUGGCAGAGAAUCGUGGAAGACAAUAAUUGUGAUGCCAAAUCACAAAAAGACGACGAUGAAAAAGAUAAAGAACUGAUUACGUCAUCUGACACGAUGAAAGAAAGAACAAUAAGAAAAAGGUUUUCUAUGGAAACUAAACUAACAGGCCAACGUGAAGAAAGAUGAAGAGGAGAGUUGAAUGCAGUGGUUGAAUGUAACACACACCAGGGGAUUAUUAUCGAGGAAAGAAGAGAAAAUACUGCAAAACUAAACCUGACGAGAACUGCGAAAAGGAAUAUUCAGUUCACGGGAGUAACUUGACAACAGAAAUUAUGAAUGAAAGUCUUAAUUAACUUGUGGUUUCCUUUUUCUUCACUGCACAUAAGUGAGGUGUCCUUAACAUGAUGUUUCAACAAGUAUAAAAGCUAUUUACCACUUCGUAACAGGAAAUUACAGCGCACUUGGUUGAAAGCAAACGCUCGAAGGAAAGAUAAUUUUGAGAAACUUUGCAUGAUUCAAACCAAGGAAAAA
Messenger RNA from Xenia sp. Carnegie-2017, 837 nucleotides. RefSeq lists its product as uncharacterized. Gene Ontology annotation, molecular function: cyclin-dependent protein serine/threonine kinase inhibitor activity. Gene Ontology annotation, cellular component: nucleus. The transcript is spliced from 3 exons. The coding region runs from base 97 to 492 and encodes 131 amino acids. Gene Ontology annotation, biological process: regulation of cell cycle. The record is from RefSeq and is a predicted model, not a curated record. NCBI's taxonomy places the organism in Eukaryota, Metazoa, Cnidaria, Anthozoa, Malacalcyonacea, Xeniidae.